CGGUUUGUCAGAGGGUGUCUUGGGUUCAUAAUGUCUCUCCUCGGUCGGGACCACUUUCAUCCCCUAUAGAGCUGUGAUCUUCAUGUCAACGCUUUCCCGGAUACUCCUGAUUAACUCCUUCAUGUUCAGAAAAUGAAUGAACUGCCCAUCCCUGAUCCCCUUUCGAGCUUUUCUCCGGCUGGCGGGCUGUCGCAUCCUCUUCUUGCGCAGAGCUGCAUGGCAACGGGAGGAGGAGGCAGCUCGGGAUGAAGGAGGGUACCAGCGUCCCACGUGUCCUCCUCACCGCAGACCCAACGCAUUGCUCUUCGGUUUCCCAUCCCUUCGUUUCCGCAUACUGCAGAUUCGCAUAUACACACACAUACAACCUCAUCCAUACACCCAUACGCACCCGCGCAGGCUUGCGGAGCUAUGAUUCCGCGGUGCGCACUCUCCCGUUCCACACUAUUUCUAAACUGAUCACUCUCUAGGCCUGUAUCCAUCAUCUCCGACAAAGGCCUGUCACUUCUUUUUUUCAUCAUUCUGAUAUGCAAAUCUAAAUUCUCUGUAGCAGUGUUGACCGGAGCUGAGAGGGCGAGUGAUAGAGAGGGGGAGAGAUGAGAGGAGGCACAUCGUCAGAUGUUUAGUAGAUUGAUUUUGGAUCCUCGCCAUCAUUUGUGUGAUUUUUUUAGUCUUUUCUUCACUCCGUCUGCCGGGUUCGUGACAUCCUGCGGCUCUCCAUGCUGUAAUCCGGGGGAAUAUGUGAAGAUCAUGCUGGCGGUGUGGUGCUUCACGGUCUUUGCUGCAGUGGGCGAGAGGCUUGCAGUCUCAGGUGUUGACAGGAACCUGGAGCAGGAUGGAAGCAUGUGGGACUGGUUUGCCCCAGUGGGCCGGGCGGAUAGUGGGGACACUGCAACCGAGAUCAUUUAUCCAAAGCGCCUCGUACAGCAAAUCAAGUCAGAAGAAGAAAUGGCUCAUGACUACUUGGGUACCAGGGUGAAGAAUAGCACCGGGGACACCUUGCCUGUCCAUUUGGCCCAGAGCUGUUUCCAAGUAGAAGCCUUUGGACGCACCUUCACUUUAGACCUGGAAUUAAAUCACCAUCUUCUGUCUUCAGAUUAUGUAGAACGGCACUUUAACCAGGAUGGCAGUCCCUUUCAGUCUGUGGGAGGGGAACACUGCUACUAUCAGGGAAGGUUAAGAGGUUUACCAGAGUCCUGGGCAGCUGUCUCCACAUGCCAUGGCUUGUGUGGCAUGUUCUCUGAUGGCUUCUUCUCUUACGGUAUUGAGCCCUUUCACAAUGACAGCAAUCAGUAUGAUGGUGCUCACCUAAUACGCAGGAUGCCUGAUAUCAGACUUCCGGCCCAUUGUCCAGACUGUACAGAGGACAGUGAGUGGGAUGGCAGAGGAGGUGAUGGUGAUGAUGAUGACAGACCGGACCAAGUGAGGGAGCAGCAGGCGUCUGGGGGUCUGCGACGGUCCAAGCGAAGUGUUCGCAAGCCCUCUGUGCAGACUGAGACCAAAUAUAUUGAGCUGAUGGUGGUCAAUGACAAUGAUAUGUUUGUACAGCUGCGUCGCUCAAGCAGCCAAACCAAGAACUUUGCCAAAGCUGUGGUCAACACGGCGGAUACGAUCUAUCAGGAACAGCUCAACACAAGGAUUGUACUGGUCGCCAUGGAGACCUGGACCUCUAAAAAUAUGAUGCCAGUAGUGGAAGACCCAUUGAUAACGCUGCAAAACUUCAUGAAGUACAGGAAGGACAACAUCAGAGAGCAGAGUGAUGUAGUCCAUCUUUUCUCAGGGCGUAACUUUCAUAGUAGCCGUAGUGGGACAGCCUACACAGGAGGGGUGUGCUCUCCAACAAGAGGAGGAGGAAUUAACGAGUAUGGAAAUGUAGGUGCGAUGGCCAUCACUUUGUGCCAGAGUCUUGGCCAGAACAUUGGGAUGAGGUGGAACAAUGCACGUAACUCUGCAGGAGACUGCAAAUGCCCAGAUGCCUGGGUGGGAUGCAUCAUGGAAGACACAGGAUUCCAUCUGCCCAGAAAGUUUUCUCGCUGCAGCGUUGACGAGUACAUCCAGUUCUUGCUCCAGGGAGGUGGCAGCUGCCUGUUCAACAAGCCCAACAAGCUCUUGGACCCUCCUGAGUGUGGGAACGGGUUUGUGGAGCCAGGAGAAGAGUGUGAUUGUGGAUCCCAGCUGGAAUGUGCCCGUAGGGGAGGAGCCUGCUGUAAAAAGUGCACCCUUACCCAUGAUGCCAUGUGCAGUAACGGACUCUGCUGCAGUGGCUGCAAGUAUGAACAGAGAGGCGUGGUGUGUCGACAGGCUGUGAAUGACUGUGACAUCCCGGAAACUUGCACUGGAGACUCUAGCGAGUGCCCUCAUAAUGUCCACAAGCUAGAUGGAUACAUGUGUGAUAAUAGUCAGGGACGAUGUUACAGUGGACGAUGUAGGACACGUGAUGGACAAUGCAAGGGGCUCUGGGGCUAUAAUUCAGCAGACAGGUUUUGUUAUGAGAAGCUGAACGCUGAGGGGACAGAAAAAGGAAAUUGUGGCCCCGGUCCUGAUGGCCAAGGCUGGCUCCAGUGCAACAAGCCAGAUGUUUUAUGCGGGUUCCUGUUCUGUGCUAAUGUGACAAUGAAACCAAAGUUUGGAGACCUCCAAGGUGAAGUGACCAGCUUCACCCUCUAUCACCAGAACAAGUACUUGGACUGCAGGGGUGGCCAUGCUCUGCUAGAGGACGGCUCAGACCUGGGCUAUGUGGAGGAUGGCACUCCAUGUGGUCCCAACAUGAUGUGUUUGGAGAGACGCUGCCUCCCUGUGGCUGCAUUCAACCUCAGCACAUGCCCAGGAUCCAACUUUGGACGCAUUUGUUCUGACCAUGGGACCUGCAGUAAUGAAGUGAAGUGUAUCUGUGAUAGGGACUACACCGGGAAGGACUGCAGUGUCUUCGAUCCCAUCCCUGAGCCCACGGUCGCAACAGGCCCAGAGAAGAAAGGUCCAAGUGGCACCAAUAUCAUUAUAGGGUCCAUCGCAGGUGCUAUUCUCCUGGCAGCUAUAGUCCUAGGGGGAACAGGAUGGGGAUUUAAGAACAUUCGAAGAGGAAGAUCUGGUGGAGGAUAAGAUCUGUCUGUCUUUCUGUCUCUGUGUCCUGUCCACUUCUGUCUUCCUCCUCGCACUGUGUCAUUUCACGUUGAAGAAGAGGGGAACAAAAAAAAAUAGGUCUUCCACUACUGUCCCACAAUAUCUCCAAAACCUCUUCCGAGCAUCGUUUCCUCCACGAUCGCGUCUGCUCCUUUCGUCUGUCCUCCUGGGACCUGUGGAGCUCCUCUCACCAUACCAGCCAAAUCAUACUCAUGUGGCUGCUGCCAGCAGGCCACUGAGGAUUACGUCCAGGCCACGCCUAGAGCAAGCAGGUGGCUCUCCCUGUGGGAGACACCGGGGUCUUCCUCCAGUCCAGUGGCUAUACGAAUGUGCUUUGGUGUCUGUGUACCUCUUCUCACGUCUCGGACAGUCUGAUCAAGAACAUAUCAACGGUGGACCAAAUGAGACACGUCUUUCCAAUGCCUGCCUGCACAUAAACUAACCCGGCCGUCACUUGAGUCCACAGGUAUUGCUGGACUAGCACACAGACUGAAAUAACGUAACAGGGGCUGUAUUGUUUCCUUUUUUUCUUUAAGGAAACGGACCUAAGAUACAGUUCCUCCGAGGUCCAGACGUUGACAAGGUGCAUCUUAAAAUGGACAGAAAUGAGUUUUUAAUCUACAACAUUUGGCAACGUUGAGAUAACUUUAACAAAAAGAACACUGUUGUUAGCAUGUUUUCCAAAGAAAAGGUGAGUAAAGACUGACUGAUCGUAGAAGCUGUUUGUUCUGGAUUGCAGUUUGAGUCUUAACUUGAGGCAUCCUACCUGCCCACCAAUCUCCCACACCCUCAAGUUUUCAGGUACAAAAAAAGGAAGCUAGGUGUUGUGGUUUUGGGAUCAUUAAAAAAAAUAUCAUAUAUAUGAAGCAGCAGAGACCGUAACUUAGUGUUUUCGAUGACAGACCGACCAACAUACAUUCCACAAUAUCUGUCUGUGCGUGUUCACCACUUUUGGGCCCAAAGUUUGUACGCUUAGGAAGUUUACUAUGUCUGUCUGCUCAGGAGUGAAUGUAUGGGUGUAAGAGGUUUUUAAAGAAAGUAAGAAUGUGUGUGUUUACAUUAAUGUUAUGGGGCAGUUGUGUCUGUGUACACCUGAACAUUCCUCCCAUCACUGGUUUUUACCUCUAGCAGAUCAUCUCUUUCUACAACCUGUUGUGCGCUGCAGCCACACACCCUAAAGGCAGCACAGAAAGAAUUCAACAUGUCAUGUAUCUACAAAAAAAAUGAGCACUAGCCAACUGUAUGCACACCUAUUUGUAAAUAUGUGCAAGAUAUACUGAAUGUUAAAUGCAAUGUAUGAAGAUUUAUUUAAAACUAUGCUUAAAAAAUAAUUUAUCUGUUUGAGAAAAUUUAUAGCUAUCCAUCUCCUGACACGCCCUGCCUCUGCAAAUCUCUCCUGUAGACAAAGCUGUCCAUGCAUCUUUAAAUGUGGCCAAAAAAAAAAAAAAAGCUAUGCUUGCCAUCUCAUCAUUUCUCUUGUAGUUCUAACUACCACUGAAAUGAAAUGCCAUGAGUCUUUUGUACAUUUGUUGAUAGCCCUGAGCCCUGGGUGAACGCCUCAGCCCAGAAACUUUGUAAAUGAGAUUAAAGAGAUCUGGUUCGGGGUCCAGAAUGCAGCUUGUCUGAUGGCGUAUGCGGUCAGUUUGGUUUGUUUUGAGCUUUGCACUAUGGCUAAUGCACUAUUGUUAUUAAUACAAUAUGUACAGAGUGGAUAUCAAAUGCAAUCGGGAAGAAAAAGGAAGAAAAUGAGAUGCGUCUUACCCCAUAUUUUUAGAGACUAUCUUUUUUGAAAUUAAUUAAUGAAAAGGAAUGAAAUCAAGACUGCAAAUGGAUUAAAAUGAAGGGAAAAUAAAAUACUAAAACACGAA
This is a messenger RNA of Haplochromis burtoni (Burton's mouthbrooder), 4985 nucleotides long. Its product is annotated as disintegrin and metalloproteinase domain-containing protein 11. The coding region runs from base 616 to 3096 and encodes 826 amino acids. Gene Ontology annotation, molecular function: metalloendopeptidase activity. The transcript has 26 exons. Gene Ontology annotation, biological process: proteolysis. The record is from RefSeq and is a predicted model, not a curated record. NCBI's taxonomy places the organism in Eukaryota, Metazoa, Chordata, Actinopteri, Cichliformes, Cichlidae.